GACUCCUGUGCUAUUUACUCCAUUCAGACUGCAUCAGUAGAGCAGCAGAUAUGCAUGCAGCAUCAAAUGAACAGAGGCAAGCCUCCGAGUGCAUGUCGAGAGGAGUUGCUAGGAGUGGCUCAACUGGAGGCAGCCUACGGCAUAAUGAGCUACCAAGUCCAGGACAGUAGUAGAAACCCAGUCACUAUGACGGCAUCUCCGUCAGGUGUGCGUGUGCUUCGUGGACUGAUGGCCACUAACCACUACCUCUGGCACACCAUCAUCAAGAUCAGUCACAGGGGCAGAAGGCUUACUCUCCACAUCAGCUCUCAGCACCUAGCAACAAGCCACACCCCUCACUUCACAUGUUCUUCAUCGACCAUGGCGGGAAACAUGGUGUACCAUCUCUCCCGUCUGAGGGACAACUACACAUCCACACACACCCAGAGACCUUCUCACCUCCAGCGAUUCUUUGGCUCUCGCAGAUCUGUCCGUGUUGUGAAACCUCUGCAGCGGCCACGCAACACACCGUCCUCCAACCCACUACAGAGGUUGUUAACAAACACUGCUCUCUUCCCAUAGUCUUAUUUUCUCCCUCGUUAAUCUACAGACGGUCUUUCGCUGGUGAAACCAUUGACCCAGUUCAGUUCAACCACACCAGCUCUGCAGUGCGACCAAACCGUUCCUCUCUCUCCUCCCCACCAAACUCCACGACUGAAACUGAGGAAAGACGUGUGUUUCACGUCCGCUCUGAGUCGACUCCAUCUCGUCACUCGGGAGUAAUUGAGAGCCACACUCGCCAGGACUCUAGACAUUCACACUACUCCCUUCACUCACCUCCAGCCGAGGCUCUCUCUCCAGACCAUCCUGUGCACCCUCGACAGGGCUCUCUGAUAUCACAGUCCUCCCAUCACUCGUCCCCUUCCCGCCAGUCGCGGGACAUCCCUCCCUCAGACUCUUCCGUCCUGACUGGAGUAACAAACAAUCACCAUGGCAACUACCACAAUCACUCUACUCCGACAGGGGACUCCAUGGCAACAACAACAGAGAUGACAAUGGACCUGUGGUCCAGUCCGUCCCCUGCUCCUGCCUAUCGGGGGAGGGAGAAUGGACACAGUUCUGGAGGUGUUCAAUCCCACUGGAGUGGUGGCCAGGCCUCUCCUCUGGGAAAGGGAGGAUGUUCACUCCCUGGUUUCAUUCCUGAAGAGGAAGGACAGCAGCGACUGUACCCCGCCUCCCGUCAAAGGCACCACAGCAUGCGCUCCACUCCCCCACUACUACACUACAUUCCUCCAACUCUGCCAUCACUGGUCAUUGAGGGGAGCAAAAGCAGCACAUUCCCCAGGGAAGGCAGUCUGAGUCAGCCCGAGGGAAACACAGAGUCUGUGGUGGACCUUCUGGAUGAAGCUCUUGAGGUUCUGGAUGAAGAGGAGGACCAGCGGAAGGAAAGAGAGAGACAAAGGGCUAUCAAACCUUGGAAACCACAGCACCGUGGCCGCUUUAGGCUCUCUCUACAAGACUCCAGUUACUAUGACCAUAGAUUGUACACCAGCUACCGUCACUUCAAUCGCAGCCGUGCCUUCCAUGGCUCCAAACAGUCAUCGAGUACCACUCACCUCAACACUGCAACUGACCAGUCGGUGGCCGAUGCUCAGCUGCAGGAGAGUCUGGUGGAGCUGAGUCAAGCAUCAGACACAGCCAUCGACCCUCACAUUCGGUCGUUUGUCUUUGAGGGAUCCCAGACUGAAACAGGAGGAGCCACUGAACUUUGAUCCUCAAACCAAUCAUACACAUACAAUAACAGAAUCUCCCAAUGUCACUAUUCAUCAGAAUGUUAGGGCAAUAUUAUAUCAGUGUUAGAGUCCAUGUAUUAUGAGGCUGAUGUGGUGGGUCACGUAGGUGCAGGGGUUCUCACACUGGCCAGUCACUGCUGAUGUGUCUGUCUCUCUUCAUGGAAGCCCAUCUCCUGUUGCUUAGCUCUUGACUCCAUCUGUGAUCUACAGGCAACUAACCCACGAUUGCAGGUUUGUGCAUCAGCUUCAGCCUGAGACAACUGCUGUGUUACAUGAUCUAGUUCCGUUCUCUUUCUGUUAGCUUCUUCUUUCAGCACGUCUUUUUCCUUACUCAACCUGGCUUUCUCGGUUGCAGUGUCUCUGCUUUCAGCCUCACAACCACUCAGUUGAGAUCUCAGCUGGUCCAAUACCUCUUCCACUGUCACCUUCUGGUCAUUGCAUAGCCUAGCAUUACUCUCAGCAGUCUCCAACCUAGUGUUGCUCACCUCCAGCUCCUGCCUCGUCUCUCGCUACACACAUUCCUCUAGUCUAUGUAUCAGAUCAAAAUGACUGCUAACCAGCCUCCCUCUCUCUUCUUGCAACUGAUCGUCUAGUUCCUGCACUCGCUGCUCGCCCUCCUCCCUCGCCUGCUGCACCGCGCCCAGAUCCUCCCUCAAUAAGUUCAGUCGAAACUGCACCUGGUCCCUAUCCCCACGAGAAGACGUCAGCUCAUGUCGCAGUUGGCCGUUCGCCGAGCGGAGCCCCCGCAGCUCCACGCACUGCCUCCAGUAGACGUACAAUAACCCUCCGACACAAGAAGACAGAACCACCAACGCCAAAACCCGAAAAUUCGCCAUUUCAUCAA
Messenger RNA from Geodia barretti, 2616 nucleotides. The record is from the annotation of a GenBank genome assembly. Lineage: Eukaryota; Metazoa; Porifera; Demospongiae; Tetractinellida; Geodiidae.